UCAAUUAUAAACAAACGAAAAAAAUUGCUGCUCUGUCAUAAAAUUUAUAUUUAUUGGUAAAAAGCCCUCAAACUUUAGAAAUUAAAUGUUUCUAAAAUAGGCGGAUUUGAACGUACAUUAAGUUAGUUAAUAACUUUUUUGGGAAAAAGACGGAAAAAAUUCCUGAAAACUAUUUGGAAGAAACUCAAGGCUACGUGCUGAGAAAAGAGCGCUUGUCAAGUAACAUAUUUUUUGCCAAAUUUCGGGAAAUCUGUGAUAUUUCUGCGUUAUUUUAUAUAACUUAACGAAUUAAUUCAAUUUUUAUGAUGGCGAGCACAUCCAGAGAUGGUAAUGUGACGAACAAAGUGUGUUGUUAUGCACAUCCAGAUGCGCCUUUGAUUGAAGAUUAUCGUGCCGGCGAUCAAAUUUGCUCCGAAUGCGGAUUAGUUGUUGGAGAUCGAGUCAUUGAUGUCGGAAGUGAGUGGCGUACAUUCAGCAACGAGAAAUCUGGCGUAGAUCCGAGUCGUGUUGGAGGCCCUGAAAAUCCUUUAUUGAAUGGAAGCGAUUUGACGACGAUGAUUGGACCGGGAACAGGACCUGCUUCAUUCGAUUCAUUUGGCACAUCUAAAUAUCAAAAUCGCCGUACAAUGAGCAGUUCAGAUCGCGCUCUCAUCGCUGCUUUUCGAGAAAUAUCAACGAUGGCUGAUCGUAUCAACUUGCCUAAAACAAUUGUCGAUCGCGCUAAUAAUCUUUUCAAACAAGUACAUGACGGCAAAAAUUUGAAAGGACGAUCUAACGAUGCCAAAGCUUCUGCUUGUUUGUAUAUCGCUUGUCGUCAAGAAGGAGUACCUCGUACCUUUAAGGAAAUUUGUGCUGUUAGUAAGAUAAGCAAGAAGGAAAUCGGUCGAUGUUUCAAAUUGACAUUGAAAGCCUUGCAAACGUCUGUGGACCUUAUUACAACAGCAGAUUUCAUGUCACGGUUUUGUGCAAACUUGGAUCUCCCAAAUUCGAUACAACGUGCUGCUACACACAUCGCUCGCAAAGCUGUCGAACUCGAUAUCGUUCCGGGGCGUUCGCCGAUUUCCGUCGCAGCAGCUGCUAUUUAUAUGGCAUCACAAGCAUCCGAACACAAAAAGACACACAAAGAAAUUGGCGAUAUUGCAGGCGUCGCAGAUGUAACAAUUCGCCAAUCUUACAAAUUGAUGCAUCCGCAUGCGGCAAAAUUGUUCCCUGAUGACUUCAAAUUUGCCACAAAAAUUGAGGAUUUGCCGCAAAUGUAAAUAAAAAAUAUGACAAAUUCGUCCCACCAAUGAACAAUAGAAAAACAACAGAUGAAAAAAAAUGAUAAAUACGAUUCUGAAGCCUUAAAGACGAAUAUGUUGAUUGAAUGUGAAUGAUUUGAUAUUCAACAAUCUACUAUUUUCUAAUUUAAUUUCAUACAUACAUUAUAUUGUCGCAUAUGAAAAAUAAUCACAAAACUGAAUAGUUCGAAAGACGAUAAAUAAAGUUCAAAUACUACUAAU
Molecule: messenger RNA, 1502 nt
Organism: Culicoides brevitarsis
Lineage: Eukaryota; Metazoa; Arthropoda; Insecta; Diptera; Ceratopogonidae
Gene: TfIIB
Product: transcription initiation factor IIB
Exons: 2
Coding region: 303-1259 (318 amino acids)
Biological process (GO): transcription initiation at RNA polymerase II promoter; transcription preinitiation complex assembly
Cellular component (GO): nucleus; transcription preinitiation complex
Molecular function (GO): RNA polymerase II general transcription initiation factor activity; TBP-class protein binding
Source: RefSeq, a predicted model, not a curated record